AUUUGUUUCAGGAUUGUGGCCUAUGUUGUAGCAACUUGCGCUAUGAUCGUCCCAAAUCUCUCAAACUACACAGGACUGGCUGGUGAGUAUGUGGAUGGGAGACCUCCACGGAACAUUUAGGUCUUGUAAAAAGAGGUUGGUGUUUUGAUAGAGGACACUCUUCCUUUGAAAACUACUGAAUCAGUAUCCCAGCCUGCCACAAGGGAGAUCAGUGCUGCCAUUGCUGUUGUCUUCCAGAUGAGCUGCAGAACUGGGGACCUGACCUUUAACCUCAGUAUGCUGGCUAAAUUCCAAUUCAAGUAGCUUGGGUUCUGCCACCCAAAACUCAACUUGUGGUUUCAAUUCAAUAUAGUAUUUUCUUCACACUGACUUCUAAAAUAGCAAUACAUCUUCAGUUCACUGUAAACUCAGCUUGUACAGUGAGUAUCUUAUUAAAAUGAGUUAGAAAAGUUUGCCUACACUCUGACAACUAGUCAGUAAAAGUAAUACACCCUGCUAUUAGAUUUGUUUAGGGUUAAGCUCUCAGGGUAUGAGAACUAUGAAAAAAUAAAUGUUGUGUGGGAAAAUACGUUUUUAUCUAUAUCAGGUCUACAGUAAUAUAAACAUCAUGUCCAUUUACAAGUUGAUUAUAAAAUUCUGACCUCUGGUGCCUGCCUUUUCAUAAACACCUUGGAUGUAUGUUGUUUGAUUAGCUCCUUUAUAUUUAUCUUCCAGUUAUUGCUGAACAGAAUACGUAACAAAUUAGUUAAUUCUUCAUUAGUAUAGCACAGGACUGUUGCUGCAGACUGGGAAAACUGACAAAGAAUAAUUGUUCUGAAAAUCAUGGGUCACAUUCACAUCUAGUGUAAGUAAAUGCAACUAGAUCGAGUGAAUUCCGUUCAGCUGUUUGCAGAAUGGUUGCGUACUCUGUCUGCAACACAAGCAAAAUUUUAUGAUCACGUGCAUCUUAUACCGCAUCCAUCAUUUACUAACUUAUGUGACAACAGAGUCUAUCUAGAUUAGCACUUGUGGGCAGGGUUGAGUUUUAUAAGUUAGUUUAAAAUGAGACAUCUGAGAAUCUAAGGCUCAUGUAAGGAUGGCUCACAAGUACCACCUGAGUGGAGGUGGCUGGGUCCAUAGGACAAGAAGUAUAAUUGUCUCUGGGGACUCUGCAGGGAGCUCUUUGACUCUUGCUAUGUUUCUUUCAGAAAAUAUAUUACUCAUUCUCCUCCCAGUGUUGGCUUCUGAGCACUUGCAGGGGUGGUGCCAUGCCUAUGCUCCCUCAACCCAUCCUGCCAUACCUCAUCUGAGAUACUCAGUGCUUGUGAGCCCCCUUCCUGCAUGAGGACUGCUGAUUGCAGCAUUAUGUCUGCCUCACUGCAUGGGAACACAGUGGGAAGAGUCCGCCUGUACUUUCUUCCUCCCUCAGCACACCCACACUGAAACAGGCAUAAUUAGACUGUCUCAGAGAUUGGUAUUGCUACAGCAGAUGGAGAAUCAUCUAGGAGACAAAAAGACUGAAAAGACAUUGCAAACACAAGCAGCUGAUGCAGCUUAUAAAAGAAAUGCAGCACUUUUAAAUGAUAUAGAAGCAGCAGAAAAGAGGCUGCAAGCAAGAAUACAUCUACAGCCACAUCCUGAUAUUGUUAACCUUGAAACUCUCUAUUGGGCAUCAGUAGAAGAAUCUAUUCCUAAGUGGGAGCAGUUUCUUUUAGGAAGAGCACAAACACCUGUUGGUUUUAAGAAAAAGAAAUCUACAAAGUAUAACAUAAGUCACCCAGAAGGAGCGGCACAAAGAUAAAGAGAAAACAAAACAGAGACUACCAUUUGACUUCAGUGGGCAAAAUAAUCCUGUCCAGACAACAGUGUGUCAGGCCACUAAAUUUCAAUUUCAAUGUAUGUAUAUGAAAACGAAUAAUGUUGGAUGGGUUUUUUCCAGUUGUAUCCGUGUUGAAGAGUUCCGCUAAACUGUAGUCUGCCAGCUCAAGGAGGCUCAGAAUAACAUUUCUCCUGGUGGGAGGAAUAAUCCUUUUUGAAAAUGACUUUAUAAGAUCAGAAAUUAAAGACACUGGUAUGUGGAAGCCCACCAGUACAUUUGCCUCUUUAAGAUGACAAGAGUUUUAGGUUACGUAUAAUCCUUCACUUUUGUAUUUUUAAGUAUGUUGUAUGUGAAUCUACCUUUAUUUUCUUGAACCUCCUUGGCCACCGGGGGCAUUUACUCUGGGAAGGGCAGGCAAUUUACACCAGGCUGUGGGGGAAGCUUUGGUUUAUGGCUGGGAUCCUCUAUUAUGAGCGCAGUGGUAAAGGGCACAUAUUUAGUUUGUAUGUCCCCUGUUUUCCUGAUCAUGUCAGUGACACUGAUUUUUUGGAGGGGCAGGGAAGGGGCUGUGUUGGUCUCACCCAUAAGCAAUUGCAAUUUCUGUUCCAUUAACCACUGCUGCACCCUCUUCCCCUGGCUGACUUCCCAUAGUAGGUUCUGUGCCUGGUUUGCGAAAGCAGAAGCCAAUGUGAAUUUGGGUUGAAUCCAGCCAUGAAGUUCAUUUUACAGACAUUGAAGUAACAAACAUUAGUAUUAUAUUUUGGCAAUGUUUCCUUUGUAGUUUUAAGUCAUUGCUUUGUGUCACUUUCAUUUUGUUAAUGUAAGCCAGAGACAUAAUUUAUGGAUAAGGCCAUGGGAGGUGGGGAAGAACCAGAUAGAAAGCCAACCCAGGUGAGUGCCCAAAGAUUACAGAUACUGGAAUAAGAAGGUGAGGAGCUUGCUUUCUAUCUCAGAUCAAGGACAGUUUCUCAGCCUCUGGCUACAAACAUGGAAGGCCAGACAGUGUUUUUUUGCUUGCACAUUGUUAACUAUUUGUAGUCUCUAAGUGCCCAGGAGCCUUUGUCAUGGACCAGGACCCCAUUGUGCUAGGUGCUGUACAAACAGAACAAAAAGACAGUCCCUGCCCCAGAUAGUUUACAGUCUGAGGCCAACCCCUUGGUAAAUUACUGUGCCAGGGAGCCACUGUCCAUUGCUUUCUAGUGUUUGCAUAUAUUGAAGACCCAAUUUAGAAAUCCUUUCAAGUAAAUGACUUAGAGGUCUUUGUGCUUUUUCACUCUUCCAUAGCAAGGAAGGAUGGUGGACUUUGGGAGUGGGGGUUUCCUCCAGAAUUGGGACUCAAGUCAAGAAGAUCAAUAGAAACCAAUUUCAAUAAAGGGUGAUUACUACUUCCCUAGUGCAAGAAGAAUUCAUGUACAUGGUUAUAUGAAAUGGGGCUAUGCAAACCACUCCAGUCAGCUAUAGGCUAACCAAAUUAAUUACUAGGAACUAUUAGGAAUGAUGAGCCCUCACCCCCUUAUUUUCUGUUAGGGGUUUGUCAUCUGUCUGUGUCUGGUGGUAACCUUGUCCCUAUAUCUGAUUUUUGUGUUAUGGGUGGAUGAUCUAACAGCACCUUUCUUCUACUCCCUGACCAACCUGUACACAAGUAUCACAGCUCUUUACACCGCUCCAUAAGGAAGGUUCACCUUCCGAAUUGUGCACCUAGAGCAUUACAAGAAUUUAAUUAAUCAAAUAGGAUUUAAUUAUCCAGUGCUGACUGGCUAUUAGUGAGGAAUUCAUUGCCCCUCAGAAUAGGGAGCAGCCUCUCCAGCUGGAGACCACAGGAAGUCUGAACAGUUUGCAAGGGCCAACACCUGCAGAAGCUAUUUUCUGCUAGAUCGGGCCCUUAGUUUGCUGAAUUUAAAUCACUCAAAGAUUCACACAAAAAAAAAAAAUCCUCCCCAGCUGCACUUUAAAAUGAUUUUACAUGUUCAAAGUUUAUAUGAAACUUUUUCUAUGUAUGUGUCCAUUAAACUGAUAAGUUUUUACAGAAACUGCCAUGUUAGAAAUAUCCUGUUGAGUGGGUGUUGGUGUUUGUAACAAUAACGUUGUUUUCAUAAUAUGUGAUGGCAGAUUAGCACGCUUCUCUGCAGUGUUGUUAACAGUUGUAAUUAAGGAAUAAACAGUAAAGGGUGUCAGUCCGAUGA
Messenger RNA from Chrysemys picta bellii (western painted turtle), 3981 nucleotides. The record is from RefSeq and is a predicted model, not a curated record. NCBI's taxonomy places the organism in Eukaryota, Metazoa, Chordata, Testudines, Emydidae.